AAAAAAAUUAUCUGGUGUAUAACCGGUCAACAGCUGCCACUUCUUUAGCCGUGAGAUUAGACGCAUAUAUCUAAGGUACUCUGCUGCACGUGCUUUCCAACAGUAUCCCACCAACGCUUCAAACACGUUAAACAACCACCCAGGAUGUCAAUUCCUUCCCAGAUGAAGUGCUUGCUGAAGGAAACGGAGAAAGAAGGAUAUGACUUGGUAACCCGACCUGUGCCCAAGGCCGGUCCUGGUGACGUCAUCAUCAAGGUUGAUAAGGUAUCGAUAUGUGGCUCGGAUAUCAACCUCUGGAAAUGGAAUGAUAUUGCACAGGUUAUUGCAACAAUUCCCUUUAUACCAGGUCACGAGGCAACCGGCGUCGUGGUGGCGGUGGGCGAAGGCGUGACGGAGGUGCGUCUCGGGCAGCGGGUGGCGGUGGAAAAUCAUUUCUUCUGCGGCCUGUGUUACCAGUGCAAAGAAGCGCGGGGGGACAUCUGCCAGCGCAUGGACCAGUAUGGACACGGGAGAGGAACAGACCAGGGCGGCUGCUGUCAGUUCUCGCGCGUCCCUGCUCGCUUCUGCUACGUCCUCACCCGCGACCUGACCCCUGACCAGGCCGUUCUUCUCGAGCCGAUGGGAGUUGCCCACAAUGCCGUUGACAACAUCGACGUCAAGGGUGAAGAUGUGCUGGUACUUGGCUGCGGUCCCGUCGGCCUCUUCGCCAUCGCCGUGGCCAGGGCGCUCGGUGCCCGGGCAGUUUAUGGCGUGGACAUAUCCCCAGCACGACUCGAGCUGGCCAAGCAGAUGGGUGCCACUCGCGUCAUCAAUGGUGCCAAGGAGGACAUCAAGUCGACCGUGAUGUCCCUCAGCGACAACAACGGCGUCGGUCGCAUCGUCGAGGCCAGCGGCGCCGCCUCGCUCCUCAACCAGUCAUUCUCAUGGCUGAGGAAGGGCGGACAGAUGGCGCUGAUAGGCUUACCUAAAGCACCUCUGCAUGUGGAGAAUGUCCUGACCGAUGUUGUCUUUAAAUCCCUGACUCUCAAGACUGUUCACGGGCGAAGGAUCUUCCGCACCUGGCAAGAGUGCGAGAGGCUCCUGGCUGAUGGUCUGGUGGAUGUGGCCCCAGUAAUUUCCCAUAGCCUCCCCAUGAGCCAGUUCGAACAUGCAUUUCGCGAACUCUUGAGUGGUGAUGCAUGCAAGAUUAUCCUCGAUCCUCAAAACUGAUUGUUCAGGCAUUUAUCAAUAAAGAAUACACACAGAAGUUACAGGAAUAUUACUAUUAACCGAUGCUUCCACUCCCUGGCUCUGUACCUUUGUCCUCCAUUUGACUGAUCAUGUAUUAGAAGUAUGUAGCCCUGGUAUUUAUUGCUCCACCAAAGAGUUACUACUCUAAAAUAAAGAACACAUAAAUAAAUUAA
Molecule: messenger RNA, 1403 nt
Organism: Penaeus indicus
Lineage: Eukaryota; Metazoa; Arthropoda; Malacostraca; Decapoda; Penaeidae
Product: L-threonine 3-dehydrogenase-like
Exons: 10
Coding region: 145-1209 (354 amino acids)
Molecular function (GO): oxidoreductase activity; zinc ion binding
Source: RefSeq, a predicted model, not a curated record